AUGAUAUCUAUACGGUCCCUAUGGCAUGGGGGGAGGGCGCCGAUGGUGGGGAAGCACAAGAAAGCUAAGAUCACGGACGAGUGGGUGAUUUCGGAAUACAGCUCGGUGCUGACUGAUGAAGGUGGGUGCGGAGCGGUGACAGCGGGUUACAGAGCACUGAAGAGAUUCGUCUUCGUUCUAACCAACAGCCCCGCCCUGCUCUUCACAUGUGUGCUCGCUACUAGAAAGCACUCAAUCGUUUCCUCUCUAUUCCCCCGCACCUUGCCCGAGCAGGAGAGCGCAGAGCAGAACCACAUGUGUGCUCGGUAUGAGAAGGCUCUAGACUCCUUCCUCUCGGCACCAACCACUGCAACAACACAAGCCUUGGAACCAGGGGCAGCUGUUGAACCGGAUCUGCUGCUUGUGUUUGCACGGAAGAAGCAGAUACCACUCAAUCCAGAUGCAAUGGAGGAGUCCAGAUCUCAAUCCAAGUCUCGACCCCCGUGGCUGCAGUGGACGCUCGUCGCUCAACUCGCCCUGCCCCCGCUCACCCUCACCACCGCCAUUCACGAAUUUCACGACCCUACAAUCACAGCGACUAGCACAGCUGCUCAACUGAUAGAAUACACAGGAGCUCUUGAUGGUGCUGGAGACACAGCAGGGGCUCUUGAGGAAGCGACUACAGCCGGAGCAGCAGAUUCUGCUGCAGGAACGGCGGAUGCUGCUGGGAGGGCUACCCCUGAUACUGUUUCUGAGUCGACUAAAAAAACGGCGGAUGCUGCUGGGAGCUCUACCCCUGAUGCUCCUGCAAACCCAGCAGGAGUCUGGUUGUCAAAUCAGAAAAUGGAUGAGCACAUGCAGAGGUGGCUGAUGGGGCGGAUAUUCAAGAGAGCGUGGAGUGACGUGGCUCAGUGCGUUGCCUGGUAUCGACCAGACCUGGUGUUUACCCGCCAUCCAGCUUUUGAGGUCCGUUAUGAACCACAGAAGCCUUUUUUCCAGCGCCUCUUCCCAGAGCUCUUUCCUUCGGCUCUAUCACAAUCACAAUCACAGUCACAGUCACACGUCCUUGUGAGCAACCUGAAGCAGGCACUUGGCCUGCCAGCCACCGCCACGCGCGCUGCUGUGCUGGCAGCAUACGAGGCCGCCACGUGGCGGCAGCAGGCCUCCAUCCUGCGCCACGUGGCACGCCUCCAGCUCAGCGCUGACUGGGACUUGCUGGGCCUGUCUGCUGCUUCAACAGGAGGAUAUACUGUGACAGGCGAUGGUGACAAUAGGAGUGGUGACAAUAGCGAUGGUGAUAGUAAUGAGGAUGAAUGGGGAGAGCAGGAUCAGAUGGAGGAGGAUGAAGACGACAGGGGAGAGAGCGGAGAGGAGGGAGAGGGGAGGGAUUUAGAAACGGAGGAAGGGGAGGAGGAAGAUGAGGAUUUGGUGUGGUCAGAAGCAGAGGAGCAGAGAGCAUUAGCUCGAGAUGCAGAGAUGCUGAAGCAGCAGGGGGGCCAAGGAAUUACUAGUCAGGGACUGUUGGGUGAAGGUUUAACUGGUGGAGGUGACAUUGACGUUCUUGCUGGUGGUGCUGCUGCUGCUAAAGCUGGAGUUGCUGGCAAGAGUGAUAAUGAUGGCUCAAUUAGUUAUGGUGGUGACGAGUUGUCUGUAAUGGAGCGGACUCUAGUGAGGAAAAAAGAGGAGGCAGCUGGGGAGGUGAAGGCAGCAGUGGGGCCGUUUGAUUCAGUCAGGCUGAUUGGGGAGCUCACGCUGUUGCAUGCUAUUGAGAGUGGAGAGGAGACAUUCUGA
Closterium sp. Naga37s-1 is the source of this 1770-nucleotide messenger RNA. The record is from the annotation of a GenBank genome assembly. NCBI's taxonomy places the organism in Eukaryota, Viridiplantae, Streptophyta, Zygnematophyceae, Desmidiales, Closteriaceae.